Molecule: messenger RNA, 2277 nt
Organism: Pantherophis guttatus
Lineage: Eukaryota; Metazoa; Chordata; Lepidosauria; Squamata; Colubridae
Source: RefSeq, a predicted model, not a curated record
AUGGUUGUUUAUGGAGAUGCGAAGACCCUGAUGUGGCUGAACAUUUUAACAUCUACAGAACAUAAUAGAUGUAAUGAAAAGAUAUGUGAUGGAAAAGUGUGGAUUAUGACAGCCCAGAUAGAUGUUACAUUAAUGGACCAACAGUUUGAGAACACAUUGGAUCUGUUCCAAGGAUCCCUUUCCUUCAUGCUUCAUUCCAUGGAAAUUAAUGGGUUCCAAGAUUUUCUGAAGUUCUUCAAAUUUGGUCAGAGUCCACAAGACUGGAUUCUGAAAGAGUUCUGGGAGGCAGCUUUUAAAUGCCAGUUUCCAAAUCUCAACCAUGUGUUUAAACAUUCAUGCACUGGGGUGGAAAGCUUGGCGUCGCUUCCUGCUUCAACUUUUGAAAUGGCCAUGAGCGGACAGAGCUAUGGCAUCUACAAUGCAGUUCAUGCUGUGGCCCAUGCUUUGCAUUCUGCAGUUUCAUCUCAAGUUAUAUCCAUGAGAACACUGGGCAGAAAAAGAUUUCAGCCAUGGCAGGGUGGAGUCAGGACAACUGAACAGAGUGUUUGCUGGCCAGAUGCCCUUUCUGUCACCAAUGUGGAAUUUUGCAGCAGAUAUAUUCUCAUUGUGCCCACAGAGAGUCAUAUCAGCCCCUACCUAGGAUCGAAUUCACAGCCUCCUGAUUCAGAAGAAACAGUGUCCUUCAACGCAGAAGGAGAAAUGGAAAGCCAAUUUGACAUCAUCAACUUGCUCACCUUCCCCAAUCAUACUUUCCAGAGGCUGAAAGUUGGAAAGCUUGAUUCCAAAUCUGUGCAAGGAAAACAAAUCUCUCUUAGUGAAGAUGUGAUAGUGUGGAAUAGGGCUUUUAACCAGGUGCACAAGGGGGCCCCUCAAUCAAUGUGUAAUGAACUUUGCCAACCAGGUUAUCAGAAGAAGAAGAAGGAAGGGAAGAAAUUUUGUUGUUAUGACUGUGUUCCAUGUUCAGAAGGAAAGUUUUCAGACCAGAAGGAUAUGAAUGAGUGUUUCAGUUGCUCAGAAGAACAGUAUCCAAAUGAAAACCACACUCAAUGCAUCCCCAAAGUCAUAACUUUUCUCUCCUAUGAAGAACCCUUUGGAAUCAGCUUAGCUUCUGCUGCUCUCGUUUUCUCUUUCACCACGCUCUUUGUGCUUGACAUAUUCAUUAAGCACAGAGACACUCCAAUUGUCAAAGCCAACAACCGAGAUCUCUCCUACAUUCUCCUUGUCUCCCUUCUGCUUUGUUUCCUCUGCUCUUUGCUUUUUCUUGGUCCACCAAGGAGGAUCACCUGUCUUCUGCGACAGCCCACUUUUGGUAUGACUUUCUCAAUGGCCAUUUCUUGUGUCUUGGCCAAAACCAUCACAGUGGUGGUGGCUUUCAUGGCAACAAGACCAGGGUCCAACAUGAGGAAGUGGGUGGGGAAAAGAUUGGCCAACUCCAUUGUAGUCUCCUGUUUCUUCAUUCAAGCAGUUCUUUGUGUUGUGUGGAUGACAAUCUUUCCCCCAUUCCCAGAUAUGGACAAACAAUCAUUCACCAAACAAAUCAUUGCAGAAUGCAAUGAAGAGCCCAUUGUGAUGUUUUUCCUUGUCUUGGGGUAUAUGGCACUUCUGUCCAUCAUCAGCUUCAUGGUGGCCUUCCUAGCCAGGAACCUUCCAGAGAGUUUCAAUGAAGCCAAGUUCAUCACUUUCAGUAUGCUGGUGUUUUGCAGCAUUUGGUUAACUUUCCUUCCAGCCUAUCUCAGCACCAAAGGGAAAGAGAAGCUAGCUGUGGAGAUCUUCUCAAUCUUGGCCUCCAGUGCUGGCUUACUUGGUUGCAUCUUUGUCCCAAAAUGUUAUAUUGUUCUAUUUAAACCAGAGCUAAACACCAAAGAACAGCUGACAAAGCAGAAGCAUUAAGGAACUGAUUUGUUGAUCUAUGAUCAGAGCUUUGCUCUCUUUUAUCCUUGUGAUAUGUUUACGUUUAAUAUUACAUGAUUUGUUUGUAUUAAAGGGUGAAGGAUAUUUAUAUUAUUCAGAUGAAUUGAAUAAAAAUCUUUUUCUGAUAGACCUUAAAUAACAAUAUCUGUUGCUAGAUUUGCUCGGUCAGCCAGGUAAAGCUCUGGAUCACUAAACAGAAAUUAAUUUUGGAUUGAUUACUACUGAAAUGGAGAAGAAUUCAGCAUUGUUAUGAUUAUGAAAAUGAGUAUUUUUCUCAUUGUAUAUAAUGUAUUUCCCAUUGUCCUUUGAUAUGUUUUACUGCUUUAUUUGAUUGAUUUCAAUAAUAAAGUUUUAUUCUAAAUGGCU